AUGGGAUGCUCACCAUCUAAAGGUAACAAUUUUGUCACUCUGGGCUCUUUGAGGCGGGGAAGAAUGCUCCCCGCUGCACCUAAUGAACAGCCCAGAGAAGCUCCUUUCAAAAACGGAGACGAUCACAAGUGUCCUGGCGUUGCCGAUGGCAAUACUAAAGACAAAAACAAGACGAGCGGACCAAAAGUAUUUCAAAGUGAUGGAAAUACGCCAGCGAGAGAAGAUCCACACGCAACUGUGCCUGCCCCAGAGGUCAUCAACACGGAUACAUUCAAGAAUCGACGAACGGACGGCAACACUGUGAUGCAGAAAAAAGACAAAAAUAGGGACAAGCAGGAAGAACCGGAGAAAAAGUCGGGGAAAAAAACAAGAAGAUGUUCCAGAGGUUUAAAAGUGCUUAAAAAGAAAGAAAAGGAAAUGGCAAAAAUUGAUUUCCCAGAGCCUCUGGUAAAAGCUCACCAAGCUGCAUAUGCCUUUUUAAAUCCCAGCAUCAACAAAUAUGAUUUUGUACUUGGUCUACUGGAACAAGCGACUCAAACGCAAACCUAUCUGCAGCCGAUGGUUUCUUUUAUGGCUUUGCGUUUUGAAGAAAUCGUUCGAGCGCUGGAAGAAAUUGUGGAUGAAGGUGAAAAGAUGCUGAAAGAAAACGGAGAACACCUUUCUUGGCCAAAUCCGACAAGAAAACUCUCAUCUGCUGUACCUUCAAAAUCUGCCCCAGCUAUUGAACAACCACCUGAUUUGUUGCAGCAGCUGCUUCAGUACACCACGCAAAGAAUGCAGAACGUGAGUCAGACAGUUGGAGGAAUCGGGGACUCGGCCCUGGAGGAUGCUGUGGAGUACUUUUCUUCAAUCUCCGAACUUUUAGAGGAGAAGCUGAAAGUCAAACGUGGAAUUGAGACUAGGAUAAUGCAACUGGCAUCUCGCAUUGAACUGGCAUCGCUUCGCAGGCUUGGGCCUGAGGACUCUGCUCUCUUUAGUGAGGACAGUGGGAUCGGGGCUGAGAGUGAAUCCCUCGCUGGAUCAGAAAAGCACCAACGGCGUGUUAGUUGUGAAUCGAGCGGAACAAAUACAACUACUCCCUUCAGUCCUGUGGAUUCUACCUCCAUGACUGGCGUGCCGGUGAACAACCGUGCACAUCAACAAAGUCCAAGUGGUUCCCUUCAUUCUUUAAACUCGUUAGCGUCGAUGUGCACAAUGAUGGCCAAUGUACAGGGGGACUCAUUACUCGGAUCCGUCUCUUUAGAUGAUGCUGAGGAAGAUGACGAUGAUGAAAUGGAUAGUAGAAAGGGACAACAAUCCAAUUCAUCACUUGAGCAACAGAAGCCACGGCGGUUGCCCACCAAGCGCAUAGAAAAUUCCAAAAAUGUCGAAAUGACGAUCAAAAUGAAAAAUGCCAUAAGUGGCAAAAUACACUUUGCUCACCCACCAAGUGCUGGUACAAAACCCAAAGUUGUUGGUAGCCCAAAAAGAGGUAGAAGUCAGAGGACAGGGGAAAAGGGACCAUUGCUGAAGAGAUCUCAAACAACUGCUCGAAGGAAUAAUGCGGUCAAAACAACCGCACUGGCUCAGGAGAGGCGUUCCCGUUCUGCAGAAUCCUUGCGGGGCAAAGAUGAGGAUCCUACUUUGCUUGAACUGGGAAGGUCCCAGAAGAAAAUUGGCCAAAGAUUGCAGAAAAUCAACAAAAGCAAGGAAACCACAAAGGGAAACCGAACGACUUUGUCAUCGACGCAAAACCAGAGAACCUCACCGUCUGAUUCUCCCAAAAUCAACCAAAGAAGCCCAUCUUUGGAGAAGGAAGGCAAUCUACGUGAACGAGGGAAGUGCAUUACCAAAAGCACCAGAGAAACUAGCAAUGCAGAGCAAAACGACAGAUCAACAAGCCUUGUUGAAGCAACACCACCUCCUAGCCCCCCUACGUCCCCAAGACCACUUUCAGGUCUAUAUAGAGGCAGAAAUUCAGUCAGAAAACUCAUAGAUACCUUCAGCCAAGGGAUCGAAGAAAUGGACAGUCCUAAAGUCCUCGGGCCACUUCGGGGUGUACGAAAGUGUGGUGUCCCAGUGUUACCCGGUUUAGGGAGUCCCUCAGCUUUCCUUAGCACUGGCCAAACAAGGUCUCGGAGCACUCCGUGUGAAAAGACUGAGCAUUUAGACCUGGAUAAUCUUCCUCCACCCCCGUUGGAAGUAUUAAUGGACAAUUCAUUUGAAAGAGCCUCGGAAGGGGCAAUCAAAUCUGCAAAAUCCCCGACAGUCAAAGGGGCUGCUUUGUCACAGCGACUACGGGCGUCAGUUAUCUCUGGACCCGUCUUACCUAGCAAAGGAGGUGUGCCUCAUUGUUCCAAGAGAAUAUUUCCUGUCGGCUUGGAUCAUCAAGUCAGUGCGACCCAGACCGAUGUCAGUCAACCGGACGCUAAAACAGAUCUGAACAAUUUAAAAGACAAAAAGUCUUCUUUGUUGCAGCAAGUCCGAAGAAACAGGUACAGAAGACAUUCCUCAGAUUCUUUUUCAAAUGAUGAAGCAAUAUCGCAAUCUGUUAGUCAAGAGUACUCAAGAAGUAUGGAGGAGAAUGACCGAAUGCCUGGAGGUACUUCAGUCUCUCAAGUGCCUCCUUCAUCUGAAGCUUGUAGCCAUCCACACUUGCUGUCUAAGGGGCGGAUUUUGCCAUCCACACCUUCUUCUUCGUCAAAUUCUUGCCAUAGACGACUUCCGAGUCCCCGCAACCUUAAAAAGUCCCCGACGCCCCCGUCUUCAGCUAGUCCCCCAGUUAACAGGGAACUCACUACUCCAUCAGAAAGUCCAAGGAGCUUCCCCAGGCCAGCAGCGUCAAAGCACAACCUUUUAAACUCUUCAUACCCUUUCAAAGCACCAUCUCCACCUGCUUCACCAAAAGUGCAACGAUGGUCUCGAGAGAACAGCACGGAGGAAUCUUCUCGAUUGACCAGUAACGCCCGUUCUGUUUUCUGUCCGAUUUCUCCAUCAUUGUUUGAAGCCCAGCCACGUAUAGCUUCAAAACUAUCGCAAGCCUGGACCUCUGUCGGAGGCUCUUUUCUCUCAAAUAUUGUUGGUAAACGUGGCAGAUGUUCCGUGUCGGUCCAAGGACCUCAACCUUUUAUUCGCCGAAGUCUUUCAGAAAGAAGACCAAGUUUGAACUUUCCACCUCAAUCACCAGUCUUCUCAGUGGCUGAGACGUGUGGAAGUGAGCCUGCAAUUUGCACACAGGGACUCCAUGAUGAAGCAGCCAGAAAAGAGGAAUCAUGGGGUAGCCAAUGGGACCUCAGAGCAACUCUCCGUUCUGCAUCUCACCCAGAUCUUUAUGUUGUUGGCCAGGCCUUGUGCAGAGACUAA
Messenger RNA from Syngnathus typhle (broad-nosed pipefish), 3342 nucleotides. RefSeq names its product photoreceptor cilium actin regulator 1 (gene pcare1). The coding region runs from base 1 to 3342 and encodes 1113 amino acids. NCBI's taxonomy places the organism in Eukaryota, Metazoa, Chordata, Actinopteri, Syngnathiformes, Syngnathidae. The transcript is spliced from 2 exons. The record is from RefSeq and is a predicted model, not a curated record.